Molecule: messenger RNA, 2778 nt
Organism: Lasiosphaeria miniovina
Lineage: Eukaryota; Fungi; Ascomycota; Sordariomycetes; Sordariales; Lasiosphaeriaceae
Product: glycosyl hydrolases family 31-domain-containing protein
Exons: 4
Coding region: 1-2778 (925 amino acids)
Biological process (GO): carbohydrate metabolic process
Molecular function (GO): hydrolase activity, hydrolyzing O-glycosyl compounds; carbohydrate binding
Source: RefSeq, a predicted model, not a curated record
AUGAUCGUCUCCGCUCACAUCGUCAAUCUCGGGCUGCUGGUGGCUGCCGGCCUCAGUUCGGCCGCGCUGGUGCCAGCCCGCCGCGCCUCCACAAAUAGCCUGCCCCUGAGUGCUUGCCCAGGCUAUAAGGCGUCCAAUGUCAAGACGAGCCAGACAGGUCUCACGGCCGACCUGAGCCUCGCUGGCACUCCUUGCAACACAUAUGGCACCGAUCUCGACAAGCUUACUCUCGAAGUCACGUAUGAGACUGGUGAUCGACUGCACGUAAAGAUCCAGGAUCCGGCAAACGAUGUCUACCAGGUGCCUCAGUCCGUGUUCCCACGGCCCGGGAGUCAUGGUGGGAACUCUAAAACAUCAGCCUUGAAGUUCAAUUAUAAGACGAACCCCUUUUCCUUCUCGGUCACGCGCGCCAAGACUGGCGAGGUUCUGUUCGACAGCUCGGCUGCGCCCCUAGUGUUUGAGUCGCAGUAUCUGCGCCUGAGAACCAAGCUGCCCGACAACCCGAAUCUAUACGGGCUUGGCGAGCACUUUGAUCCCUUCCGGCUCAACACGACCAACUACAUCCGCACUCUUUGGUCGCAAGAUGCCUAUGGGACCCCCGGCGGCGCCAAUCUCUACGGCAACCACCCUGUCUACUUUGAGCAUCGCAAGUUUGGCACCCAUGGCGUCUUCCUCCUCAACUCCAACGGCAUGGAUGUGCUCAUCGACAAGACGGCGCAAUCGGGCCAGUUCCUCGAGUACAACACCCUCGGCGGUGUCUUGGACUUCUACUUUGUCGCCGGCCCCAGCCCCAUUGAGGUUUCGCGGCAGUAUGCCGAAGUCGCCGGGCUGCCUGCCAUGAUGCCCUACUGGGGUUUUGGAUUCCACAACUGCCGAUACGGCUACCAGGAUGCCUUUGAAGUGGCCGAGGUUAUUUACAACUACAGCCAGGCCAAAAUCCCCCUCGAGACCAUGUGGACCGAUAUCGAUUACAUGGACCGGAGACGGGUCUUCUCGUUGGAUCCCGAUAGAUAUCCCAUCUCCAAGGUGCGCGAGAUUGUGGACCACCUGCACGCCAACAAUCAGCAUUACAUUCUCAUGCUGGAUCCUGCCGUGCCGUAUGCCGACUACCCGCCUUUCCAGAGAGGCGUCGCCGACAACAUCUUCCUGCUCCGCGCCAACGGCUCCGUCUGGCAGGGCGUCGUAUGGCCUGGCAUAACAGUGUUCCCUGACUGGUUCGCCAAGAAUAUCGCCAGUUGGUACGCCAAUGAGUUUGCUGUCUUUUUUUCCAAGGACAAGGGGGUGGAUAUUGACGGCCUCUGGAUCGACAUGAAUGAGCCAUCCAACUUCCCCUGCAAUUUUCCAUGCAGCGACCCAGCUGCGGCCGCCGUUGGGUUCCCGCCAGAUCCGCCACCGGUUAGGAGUCCGCCGCGCCCGCUUCCUGGAUGGUCUUGCGCUUUCCAGCCCGCCGGUACAGCCUGCAAGCGGGAUAGCGAGGAUGUUUCGGUCGUCCGAGAUGUGGCCGUAAUCCGUGGGCCCAUUUCCCCCGAGUCCGACGCGCUUUCCGCUCGCUUCGCUAAGGGCCAGCAGCUAGGCCUCCCUGGCCGCGAUCUCCUCUUCCCCAAGUAUGCUAUUCACAACAAGGCGGCAUUCACAGACUCUUGGAAUUCAGACCAUGGCGGAAUAUCUAACCACACCGUCAACACCGACGUUAUCCACCAGAAUGGCUUGGCUGAGUACGAUGUCCACAACAUCUACGGAACCAUGAUGUCGACCCAGGUUCGCGAGGCAAUGGCUACCAGGCGGCCCAGACUUCGCCCCUUCGUCAUCACUCGGUCGACCUUUGCCGGCGCCGGUGCCAAGGUGGGGAAGUGGCUAGGAGAUAACUUUGCCAGCUGGGAUGCCCUUCGCGGUUCGAUCAGGGGUUCUCUGGCCUUUGCAUCCAUUUAUCAGGUGCCCAUGGUGGGCGCCGACGUCUGUGGGUAUGCGGGAGACACGACCGAAGAGCUCUGUGCACGGUGGGCCAUGGCUGGGGCCUUUUAUCCCUUUUACCGAAACCACAACGAGUACCCGCCGACCAUCUCGCACGAGUUUUACCGCUGGGCCUCGGUGGCCGAAGCUGCACGCAAGGCCAUCGAUAUUCGUUACCGACUUCUGGACUACAUAUACACGGCCCUGUAUCAGCAGACGGUCGAUGGCAGCCCGCUGCUCAACCCCAUGUUUUACCUCUACCCCGGCGAUGACAAGACCUUUGGCCUCGAUCAGCAGUAUUUCUUUGGUCCGGGACUCUUGGUAGCGCCCGUCCUGCAGCAGGGUGCCACGGGUGUAGAUGUCUACCUUCCCAAGGACGUUUUCUACGACUGGUACACUCACAAGCGAGUGCAGGGCAACGGGCAAUCUAUUCACGUCUCGAACCAGAGCCUAUCCGACCUCCCGCUUUACCUACGUGGAGGCGUCAUUGUCCCUGUCCGGGUGAAGUCGGCCGCUACCACAACCGAUGUGCGCAAGCAGAACUUUGAGCUGCUCAUCCCCGUUGGCGCCGACGGCACAGCCUCAGGCCAGCUGUACCUUGACGAUGGUAUUAGCGAGACGCAGCACGGGAUAACCCUUAUCAAGUUCAGCUAUGCGAGGGGAAUCUUGGUGGCCAAGGGCACCUUUGGGUACCGGACUGAUGCCAAGAUUUCCAAGGUCACUCUGAUCAAGGCGGGUCGCGGAAAGCGAGAUGCAGAUGACGUCCAAGACAGCAUCCUCGACGUGAGCCAACCCCUCACAGGGGAUUUUACCAUCAGCAUCUCUUGA